This is a messenger RNA of Adineta steineri, 390 nucleotides long. Lineage: Eukaryota; Metazoa; Rotifera; Eurotatoria; Adinetida; Adinetidae. The record is from the annotation of a GenBank genome assembly.
AUGGGUCAGGUACAGGGUACUCUCGAUGUAACUAUUAUCGAAGGUCGUAAUCUUAAAGAUCAAGACAUCGUAGGUAAGAAUGAUGCAUAUGUUGAAGUUUAUUUGGACAAAGAUUACAAACAACGAACAAAUAUUGCUAAAGAUACAGAUAAUCCAACAUGGAAUCAAAAAUUUACUUUUAAUUUACAAAACAAGACUGAUUAUUUACAUCUCCAUGUGUAUGAUGAUGAUGCUGUGGGUCGAGAUUCGAUUGGUUCAGCAAAAAUUGAUUUGAAAAAACAUGUGUUUGGAAAGGAAUGUUAUAAUGCAUGGGUCACACUGCCGAGUAUGCUUGGUCUUCGUUCUAAAGGUGAAAUUCAUGUCAUUAUUAAGCAUCAUGCAAAAAAUUAA